Molecule: messenger RNA, 1512 nt
Organism: Pyricularia pennisetigena
Lineage: Eukaryota; Fungi; Ascomycota; Sordariomycetes; Magnaporthales; Pyriculariaceae
Exons: 4
Coding region: 1-1512 (503 amino acids)
Source: RefSeq, a predicted model, not a curated record
AUGUCUUGUCCCCGCGUGCCCAUGGAGCUUUGGUUCACAAUCCUGGAGCCUAUGGCUCAGGAGAUCGUCGCCGCCAAGCGCAGUAACCGAUUCAUCAGGCCCGGCUAUGGCGCCCUGGCUUCCGUCUGCCGCCAUUGGCAACAUAUUUUCGAGCCCAAGAUCUUCGAGCACCUGACACUGCAAGCAGCAGACGUGCAAUUCCUCAACGUUGUUGUUCGGGAACGCCGCAGACACCUAGUCAAACAUAUCUGGUUCAUCAUCGAGUUCAAUAUGUACUCUUCUCAGAAUUCCGUCAUUCACCCCCACGACUCUCUCGACUCUAUUCCUUCGCAUUUUUUCUGGCUUGCAAUCAACAGCCUUUUCCAGGAACUGAGCGUGUGGGGCCCUCCCUACGCUCGCGGCGACAAAGGAGUCACUCUUGAGCUCAGCAUGUGGUCCCCGAGUGACAACAAAUACUCGUUCCAGGAUAUCGAUCUCGGUGAAGGAGAUUGGUUCACCUCAUUCCCAGAAAUUGAGGAUGACUUUGAACGACACACGUUCGCGCUGCACGCACCGACUCAUGGUUGGGUUCUAGGCUCAAGAGUUAGGUCAGCCACCAGGAUGGAGUGGCAAAAAUUACGACAUUUCAUCUGCUUGGAAGACGACAUCGACAUGCCAAGUGUUGUCGCAGUGACUGGCCUUCUCCUUCGACGCCAGACAAGGACAGAUUUGCACGUGAGUGCGUACAAUGCUAUUUGUGCAAGGCUGCCGAACCUCGCCCACGUCCACUUGGAAAUGUGGCAAGAAUGGGAAGAAGCAAGAAUCAAGGACAAGACAAUCGAGCUAGGAUCCCUAGUGAGAUUGGCCUUCCCGCCCUGCAUCGAGCGAGCGACGUUGCUAUAUGACACUAGCGAAGCAAUACGUGAGGACCUUGCCCUUAAAGUUUUUAAUUGUUCUUUUAUCCUCUCUGCUGACGAGUUUUUCGAGCACUAUCUCUACUCAACCUACUUCUACGAUCGACCUUUACGUGCUAUAGAAGCCGCAAGGGCGCACGAAUUUAAAUGGUUCUAUAUGAAUCAGUUCACCAUGACUUCACCAAGCUUGCAACCAGGAGCCCCCAGGUCCAAGGUCACACAGCUUGUUUAUUCUGCAGGUCUAGCAGCACUCGACAUGCCUGAGGUGAAAAAGUUUCAAUUAUGGCACGCUGGUGACGACUACGCAUCGCUUUUGAGCUUCGAGAAAGGGACCUGGGAUAUCAAUGAAAUCAGGCUCGACGAGGAAACGUGGGACUGGGAAACCGAUUUGGACAAGAUCGAGCCAUUCGGAUAUGUUCCCAUAUCGACCUGGCUCGACUUCAACAUGGAUGUGCUGGAAUGCGAAGAGCCGGUUCGCUAUACAUCGACAAUACUCGAUAAAAAUUUAAUCAAGUGCCGCGGGGAUGCCAUGCAUUUUUUGGGCCUGGGUCCCGAAAUUGUACGUCCAAUUUCGGUACACCAGAUGCGCCGAGAGGCCAGGGGGUAUGCACAUGUAUGA